AUGGGUACCGAAUGGAUCUCUUCCUUGUCAACAGCAAGUUCGAUCAACACAGUCUCUGCCGACGAUGACGUACACACUGGCAACGCCACCUUCAAGCUGGUAGGAAACGGAACGAGCGUUUCCAUCUUUCCUACUCCACCCCCUCGCUCACUCGAUAACCCGCAAGAGCUUCGACAACUUCCCUUCCGUGACCGACAAAGAGCCAACCAACAGUCUCUAGACCGUACCAACUCCUUGCUUCCAGCUUCUCAUGCAGACUGGGUCCGUCCCUCGACCGCACCUACCAAGGUCGGUAGACCUUUCGAAAACGAACGCCGACGCAUCGGCUGGGCCGAUGAUUGGGAUAACGAGCCGAUGGAGCAACUUAGACGAAUUGAUCACGAGGACAAGGACCACUUCAAACAACUCGACAACAUCCUAGGUUUCCCAAGACAAAGGGCACAACAGCUGCGUCCGACGUUCGGCGCAGGCUUACCGACUUCGUAUGAUCACUUUCAGCUUAGAUCACGGUCUUUGUCCGUUUCCGCCUCACGCUCGGCCUCUCCGAACAAUGCUACUGGGAAAUUCGAAGGCAGAUCAACUCAAAGAACCUCCACGGUCAAUGAAACGGUCACUCCCGAAACGUCGCCCCUGUCUAGCCUCACCCCCAGUCCGACUCUUCAUUGCAAAAAUUUCGAUCGACCUUGGGCUCAUUUGCUCUCAGACUAUACGGAAGAAACUUCGAGACUUUCACCCAAUCACUCUCUGAGCGAUCACUCGAAAGGGGCCUCUUCGAGUUAUCCUGGUCACAGCUAUGCUUCUAGUCUUGCUUUCAGUGUUGCGACAGACGCAGCUUGGUCAGAAACCAGUUGCGAGCCAUCACGAUCAAGCUGCACUGCUAUCGAAGAGAGUCGCAAUCAAUCUUCCGCAACGUCGAGAACAGGCUGUGAGGAGGGUAAUAUCAGUCAUCUCACCAGCCAACUUUCCUUUUCUGCGAAAAAUCGCCCAGAUCAUAGCCAGCACUCUGCGAUGCAUCAAUCACAGCCCGACUUACGCUUUUCACCAGCCCCAGCGUCGCAAGAAGGUCUCGGAGGAUUGGCGCGCCCAGUACAGCAAGCUGGCGAUCCUUGUCCUUUGCUGCGAGACCCGCAAUUGUCAGCAGUGGCAGUUGAGUUCGUCACAAGUCCCAACUACCUGGAGCCCUACAACAGCUGCGAAGUUCUCAUGUUCCCCCGACCUCGUCUGCGCUCUCGCAGCGUCGGUACUGCUCCCCUCUUUACUGUUGAGAAGUUUCAUGCACUUCCCGAACGUCUUUGGCAGAAGAGUGCCGACAAUGAUGGAGCCCCACCGAUCAGAGUAGCCAGAAUGUCGACCACCAACGCCCGAAACAAGGCAUCGUUACCAGAGCGUUGUGCUUCCAGUCAGGUCAAUCUGAACCCGACUUCCAACCCAAGAAGAGAUCACCGCUUGACACUUCACGAAAACUUGCCGCCUCCGCCUCUCCCCAAAGCGUCUCCUGUGCCUGGGCCUGACCACUACACCACGAAGCCAUUACCACCCACUCCUCCACCUACCACCUCACCAAUGCUCAGAGUAAGCCAGGACAGCAUCGACUCGCUUGAGCUCUUGGAAGCCUCAGAGCUCCUCGAACGUAAUCGCGAGCUUGAACAAGACAGGAAAGCCUGGCGAGAGGAGUAUCGAACAAGUCUGCGAGUGAACAGCAGCCCUCUGUUCGACCGGAUCAGCCCUUGCCUCAGCGACCCUUCGUCCUUGGCUGCCCAUCGUGAAGCAUCUUCACUUCCUGGCAGCGCAAAUGACCUCGAUAAAAGUGCGAUUAGGGUGCAUCGCCUAUGGAACAAGGAUGGUGAACAAAAGACUUUGCUAGUGGUACAUGCGCGACAUGACUCUCCAUUUGGCAAAUUAAAGAGCCGCAGCACUCCCAAUCUGCGCGAAGGGACCGAUGCGGGUCCACAGUCAGGUUCCCUCAUCAAGCAAUUGUCCCAGCGCCUGAGCAGCUUUGCGACAAGUAAGCGCCCAUCGGCUCCCGUCUCAGCUCGGAGAAGGGGCGCGCUGCUCUCUUGUCAAGACUCAAAAAGGCUGUCGCGACCAUCUGCCGGAAUACCUCGAGCAGUCAUGAAGGAGCGCCAGCUUGUUACUGACGAGACCAUCAUAAUCGGCAGACCAGAGCUGACGGAUGACGUUCCAAAGAAAGGCGAGUGGCAACCGCAUGAAGGGGCUGUACAACCUGGAUCUCAAAUGGUUCAGGCAGCUGCAGAACCGGCCGCCACUGUCGCUCGCCACAGCUUUGCGUCACGAUCCGAUUAUCGGCCUGCUGGAACGAGAGACGAGAUCAAAGCUCACCUUGGUGAACGACCACCGUCGGCAUGGCCCCAUAGAGACUGGUAUGAUCAUUUCGAUAAGAAAAUACUGUCGCUGGGGGCGAUAAGUCAGACUUGGAUUGAUCCUGGCUCAGCCACGGCUGUACAAGGUGAACUGAUCGUUCCUGGCAGCUCUCCUGCCAGACAACCAACAACGCCUCCGUCAUCUACAGAAGCGGUUUCUAGAUUCUGCGAUGGUCAGCCGACAGAGCAUGAUCGCUCCGAGCCCAGUGCACCGCCUGUUCGUAGCGGGACGGUGCACUUUGAGGACUCAGCUGAUGCUCGAGCCUCGAGCAACUAG
Molecule: messenger RNA, 2658 nt
Organism: Mycosarcoma maydis (corn smut)
Lineage: Eukaryota; Fungi; Basidiomycota; Ustilaginomycetes; Ustilaginales
Exons: 1
Coding region: 1-2658 (885 amino acids)
Source: RefSeq, a predicted model, not a curated record